GAGGAACUCAUGUAUGAGCAUCGAAUCGAAUGCUGAGAAUUCAUUGUGCAAGACAUCUUUCAAUAACUCGAAAUAAUUUUUCUAAACGAACGAGCCUUGUUGCCUUUUGGAUGCCUGUAGCGACAGACUCCAAACAGACCUAAUCAGAGGCCCACAUUCCAUGCCUGGGGUUCCGUUUUAAGCUCUAAGCCAGUCAAUGAUGCUAACCCCCACCACCCCUGAAGCAGAGGACAAGGCCUAUUGCUGUGACUCCCCACAGAAGCUUGCGUCUCAAUUCUCCCACUCAUGCCUGUGAUCCCCAUCCCUCGGCGUGUGCGUAGCUUCCAUGGUCCCCACACCACCUGCAUGCACUCGGCCUGUGGGCCUGCACGCACCACCCAGCUUGUGCGCACCAAGUACAACAACUUUGACCUUUACCUGCGCUCACGCUGCAUGUACGGCUUCCUGCGCUUCCUGCUCUACUUCGGCUGCAGCCUUCUGACCUCCCUCCUCUGGGCGGCGCUGUCGGCUCUAUUCUGCCUACAGUACGUGAGCGCCCGUGUCUUCCUGCGACUGCAGUACAAGCUGUCCGUCAUCCUGUUGUUGCUAGGACACCGGCGCCUUGACUUUGGGGUGCUCAACAACCUGUUUAUCUACAGUAUGCAGGUCACAAUGUUCCUGGUGGGAGGCCUGGGCUGGUGCUUCAUGGUGUUUGUGGAUAUGUAG
Salvelinus namaycush (lake trout) is the source of this 705-nucleotide messenger RNA. RefSeq names its product transmembrane protein 250-like. The transcript has 2 exons. The record is from RefSeq and is a predicted model, not a curated record. Bases 286 to 705 code for a protein of 139 amino acids. NCBI's taxonomy places the organism in Eukaryota, Metazoa, Chordata, Actinopteri, Salmoniformes, Salmonidae.